AUGACAUAUGUACAUAAUUAGAAAUGUUAUGUGAAAGUGACAGGGGAAGUGAUAUAUAUUGUUUUGUCGUGACAUGGGUACAUACAGGCCAGAACAUCUCAGAUGAGUUUGACCUCUUAGACAUUUAGAGAAAAAAAAACCAUCUUGCAGAGCAUUUCAAAUUAAAUUACUAGACUGUCUAAUAAAAAGUGAUCAGGUGGAUAGAAAAUAGAUAUAUACAUAUAUAUAGAAAAUGUUGAACACAGAAAAUCUGGCUCAGAACCAGCUGAAAUUUGCCAAUGUCAUACAAAAUAUUAAUAGAGAGUUACAGGAAAAAGGAUUUGUGAGAGAUGGGGGCGUGGACUCGGGCCUGGAAGACAUGAGUCCUACACAGCAAAAACUGAUAGGAAACAGGCAGCUUAUAACAGAUAUGAGAGCUCAGAACUUUGAUGUGAUCAGGUUUGCCACAUAUCGAACAGCAUGCAAACUGAGAUAUAUACAGAAGAAAACAAAUUUGGAGAUGGUAGAUAUUUGGAACAUAAUAGAAUGUUUCCGGGAGAAUGGACUGAACACGCUGGAAUCUGACACGGAGCUGAAUGCCUCGAGGGUGGAGGCUAUAUUAACAAGCCUGUAUACAUCACUAAAUAAACGUGUACCAACAACCAGACAAGUGGACGUGAAACUCUGUGUUAACAUGCUCUUGAAUUGGCUGAUUAGUGCAUAUGAUGGGUCAGGAUAUGGAAGGAUCAAGGUGUUUUCUCUGAAGGUAGCAUUGUCACAUCUGUGUUCAGGAAAACUCAUUGAUAAAUUAAGAUAUAUAUUUACCCAGAUAUCAGACUCGAGUGGACUGUUAGUAAGACAAAAGUUUGAGCAGUACUUGCAGGCUGUGCUGGCAUUACCUACGGCAGUGUUUGAGGGACCGUCCUUUGGUUACAACGAAACUGCAGUUAGAGCAUGCUUUGAUAUGAGAAGUGGCGUGAAUAUAAACAACUUUCUUAAUGUACUUGUGUCUGACCCUGGUCCCCAGUGUCUUAUGUGGAUGCCAAUUUUACAUAGGAUGAUUCAAGUAGAAAACGUGUUUCACCCUGUACAAUGUGAUGGCUGCCACAGGGAGUCAUUUAUGGGUUUCCGGUACAGAUGUCAGCGCUGUCACAAUUACCAGCUGUGCCAGGACUGUUUUUGGCGUGGACGCACCUCUGGCAACCAUAGUCAUGACCACCAGAUGAAAGAAUAUCUCUCCUAUAAAUCUCCGGCAAAGCAAAUAGGUCAUUCCAUAAAGAAGUCAUUCCACUGUGUUCCGAGUAAAUCACUGGAUGAGAAACCUCCGAGUUUCCCUGAACUACCUGAAAAAACAGUUGACCUGUCAUAUAUAGUUCGAGAACCUUCGGAUGAGUGCCUUCCAUUGUUAGUCAUACCGGCAACACCUAGCACUGUACGGAAUGGUUUCCGUGAUGUAUCCCCAGAUCUCAGCUCCAUAGGCAGUAGUCCACUGAUUCACAGAAGUCCUGGAAAACAGAGCAUUGGGAUCAGAUCACAGUCUACAGAUGAUGAACACAGACUAAUAGCUAGAUAUGCUGCCCGGCUUGCAGCGGACGUCAAAAAUGCUGCGCGAAGCCCACAGGAAAUGAAUUUUACACUGGAUACAAACAAGGCACAGAGAGAACUUAUUGCUCAACUUGAACAAAAAAAUAGAGAAAUUAUGAGAGAGAUACAGAGGCUACGUAUGGAACAGGAAGCGAACGCUAAAACCACCGCAAACGCCCAGUAUAACCCUACGUUAAUGGCGGAGUUACGAUUGUUGAGGCAACGAAAGGAUGAACUAGAAAAUAGAAUGACUGCAUUACAAGACAGUCGUAAAGAUUUGGUGAUGCAGCUUGAAGCUCUGAUGAAGUUAUUGAAGAACCAGCCUACCUCUCCCAGACUGACUCCUCCGGACAGUUAUCAUAGUUACAGUGCCUCCUCGCCUUCUUUCUCCACCCUUAACUCCACCCAGGGGCGGUCUAGUGUCGCGGCAGGCACCCCUAAUACGCCCAGUGAUUACACAAAUAGCUUACAGUACCAGCAUGGACGGUCAAGUGUGCCGCUCAUGUCACAGACAGGCUACUAUUCAGACUCUAGUAUAAGCACAAAUGGCUACAGUCACGGGCGACUCAGUGCACCUAUUGUGAGCCCGUCUAAUGAAAAGCCUAACACAGUGCCAAACACCCCAGGAUUUGAGUCAACUACGCUGUCGGGCUUAGAAGGUGAUGUUCAGCUGGCAUUUAGUCAGCCAUCAAGUUCAGGACAUAAUGUUCGAAACCUACGGAAUGAUUUAUUAUCAGCGGCGGACAAUAUAACAGGAGCGAUGUCCUCACUGGUGAAGGAACUUAAUUCAGAUCAGAGUGGUAGUGAAGAUGAUGAGGACAACAUAAAUGGUGACCUAGAGAUAGCUGAGAACUACAUGAUGCAAACUAGAGAGGACCUGGAGUCCUGGCAGAAAGAAGUUCAAAAACGUUUAGAUCAGGAAACUAAAUUUGUGACAGAGCUGAGAUCUAAACAACCAAACAGUGGAACCAACAGUAAUCCACGCAGUGGAUAUAACAGUGGAAAUAGAAGUGGAUAUAGUAGUGGUAGCAGGAGUGGAUACAGUAGUGGUAGCAGUUACAGUGAGGAGGAGGAAAGUAAAAACAGAUAUUUGCGGCAUGUAUUUCCACGUGUAGACUAUACAACAGAUGACGGGGAGUCGUAUGUGAGAACAGACGAUGAAAGUUACACUAGAACAGAUGAUGAAGAUGCUGAACUUUAUGAUAAUCAUCCGAAGGAGCUACCAAAUGAGAUGACGUCAAGUCGUCACUCGACAGAGGAAGAAGGAUAUAUACAAUCUGAUGCUGAAUCUUACAUACGGACAGACGAUGAAGAUGGUACAAAUACUGACACAGAUUGGGAGGAAUCAAUGAAAAGAUGGAUAAAUAGAUGAAAAUACACACAAUCACUUGAUGGGCAAGGGGCAAAUAUUAGCUUAAUGAUUAUAGAUAAACUGUUAAUUUAGAUCUGUAUAGUUCUAAUCUGUCAAUGAACAAAUCUGUAUUUAUGUAUAUAGGUAUUAUACAAAAUGCACAAAAACUCUGUCUUAUUGACUCGAUUUGAUCAAGUUUAUAGUCUGAUAUAAAUAUGAACAAAUAUAACUAUUGUUAAUUUAUUUUGUUGCAUGGAAUACCUUUUAUAAAUAAGUUAUUUGUAGUAUGAUAGAAAACUGUUGUUAACUGAUGCUGAAAACAUUAAGAUAAGUAAUUUAUACCAUAUGUCAAGGCUUCAACUUGCCUCCCACACAAUUGCCUGAACUCAAAAUGCCUGAACUAAAACAUCAUGUUAUGACAUUCUAAUAACUAACUUUGAAAUAUGUGACAUUGUUGUUGUUGUCAAAGAACACAAAGCUCUAAAAACAAAAGGCAAAAACGGACAACAUAUUGCUUAGAAAAUUUCAUUGAGCUGAGAUUGUUGUGUGCAUUACUUAAGUUACCACUGGUCAGGUCACUAAGUUUUUCAAAUUUACGUAAAUUUUAGCAAAAUUAAAAAUGUUAAUAGUUUAAUAUUUUAGACUGAUAAGAUAUAAUUGUGAUAUGAAGUUAGUUAUCUAGAAAUAGAUGUAACUGUGUAAUGAAACCCUGAUGGUUAUGUGAAGAUUUUCAUUUACUGUUUACUGUAUACAUGCAGCUACUUUAAAGUGGAACAAACUAAUACACUCUUAAAGUAAGUUAAACGGAAAUUGAGGACUUUUAAAAACAUUUUAGAUAGCAGAAAACGAAAUGACCUGAUUGUUUAUCACAAAAAAACGAUAUCAUGCUAUUUGCUUAUCUUGUUACAUAGCAAAUUUUCAAUUUUUUGUAAAAACUGUUUUCUCUAUAUUAUGCAUGAUUUACUAGAGAAAAGAUAACUCUGUAUUGAUAGAAGCUGAUGAAAAGCAAAAUUUGUCUCCCUUUGAUUAUUUUCAGCCAGCCAUAGACAAAUAUGAAAAAAUUAAUUUGAACAUAACAAAAUGUAAAAUCAGCAGAAAACUGAUCAAAAAAACGCUUUUGAUACAAGUAUGUUCAAAAUGGAACUGCUUUAAAAACAAUUUAUUAAAUUCAAAGUUCUAUGUAGCUUUUAUUAAUUGUCAAUAUUAUAAACCUACAAAUCAUUGUAUUAUUUGUUUUGAUUUAAUCAUAUUUUCUUCAGUUUGUUUUUUGUUAUUUUGUGCUAACUCAGAAAUGAGUCCACCAUUUUCAAUCAUUUACUGCAUUCGUUUUCAUUUUCCUAUUUUAUUGUGUAGUUUUUCUUAGUACACUGAUCCCACACAAGAAAAUUUUUUUUUAGGUUUUCAACCGUAUUUUGUGAAAUAUAUGAAAACCUGUUACAUUCUGUCAAACACAUAUAGCAUUCAAUUAACUACUUUGCUGAUUUAUUAUUACACUUUUAAUCUAGUAUAUAAUAUAUCUUCAUUUACUAGUAAAAUGUUCUCUUUGGGGUUGCAUCCAUGGUUUUCUUUCAGUCCUUCUUCUUAGCUCAAUAAGGAGGCAUUGGAUCUGUAAUCCUGUGGUUGUUAAUCUGGUUCUCAGACAGGACAAAAUUUCUCUUUGAAAAUUGAUUUAGGACAUUGAGUCAAAUGGUAAUUUGAUUCUAACAGCUAAUUCUUAGGUCAUGUUGAAUUAGUAGGCGGUCUCUUGCAGAGAAAUCAGUUGGUUAUUACCGGUUAGUUAUCCAGGAAAGUUGGUUAAAAGAUGGAUUAACUGCCGAGAUAUAACCAGCAAGAGCACCACAUACAGUGUAAACGCACAUCUGUGAAGGACAGCAACUAUAAAUAACCAAUUAUUUACAAAAUUCUUUGUUAAAAAGGGCCAAAACUCCAAAAAUAUGGCUUUCAGAAUCAUGCCCCUUGCCUAACAAAUGCACAUUGUCAUAAUAAGCAAGUAUUCGAUAACUUGUAAAGUAUUCAAAUUAUGAGCUACAUUAAAGUUUUUGCACGAUGACAACAAUGUUGACACAGCAAUAAAUUAAGCUCAACUUUUUCUAGAAAACAGGCAAGCUAAAAUUGUGUCAAAAUUGGCGUUUAAACCAAUCAAACAAUAAUACAUUUUUGUUUUUGUGUUUCAGUGAAAUUAAUUUUUUCUUGUAUUGGAUUGCAUGAAAAAUGAAGCUUGUUUCCUAUUUGAUCAGAUUUCUUAUUUGUCAUUAUUAAUGCCAUAUUAAUUCAUGAAGAUAAUUGUACAAAAUUUAUUUACCCAUACAAUUACCUUUUAGUCUAUACUUAUACCUCAAACUGUGUUUGCCAUUUCACUUUUUAACAUGCAUUUAGCUAAUUAACUUGUUAGUAUUAUUCACCACAAUCAAGAAAAGCUAUUUUAUAUUGUAUUAAAAUAUUGUUUAAAACCUAGUCAGUUAUGGAGAUAAUCUGCAAUGUUCAUUUAUAUAAUUAUCAUUUAACAUUUGCUCCUACAUUAAUAUCCAUGCAAUUGGCACAAACUCCAUGGUGUCAAGAUCUUCUAUAUUUAUUUAAUGUUUCUACAUUUGACUACAAACUGAGCAUUUAAAAGUUCAUACUGCUUAAGUCAUUGACCUUUAACCCCUGUUUUCAUUGUGUCACUAUAGAAUAUAAUAAGCACUGGCUUUUUACAUGUUUUCAUUUUACACUGGAAAAAAAUGUAAUUGAAAAUGUCCUUACCUCUAUAUGUUACACAUGACCCUCUGCUAAAUGUAAUUUUAUUGUGAACACUUUAUAAUGUUUCAUAAAUAUCACUUGCCUCGAUGAAACUAAACAGUGUUUGCCUUACAGGAUGUUUAAGUUGUUUAUUAUUAUAACUGACCACUAGACUUGUUGAUCAUGAUUUGUUACGUUAAAUUAUGUUUCAUACCAUAAAAAGACUUUUUAUUUUAUGCUUUUUUUAUUGUGUUCAUAGUUUUACACAAAUAAUCAGAUUUUUGUUUACAAAAUUUGUUCUGUAUUAUUUCUAUAUUUUUAUAUAGGACUUAAAAAUCUACAUACAUGUACAUGUAUUACGUUUAAAGUAAUUUCUGUUCACAUUAUUAGCUAGUUUUAUCACAGGCAUAUUACUUACCUAUCAUAGUCUGGUUGACAAUGGCUACCAGAUGUUAGACAUUUUAAGAUAGACUGUUCCACCGUUCAGUUUUGCCAUGUUUUUAAGGUAAUUAUUUGCCCUGUAACACCACUAAUCUGUCCCCACAGCAAUAAUGUAACAAAAGGUUGUUUAGAGUACAUAUACAUUGCCUUCAGUCCAAUGAUUUAGAUUCUUCAAAACAACUUUAAUGGGAUAAUGUUUUGAUUAUGAAUCAUGAUAUAUGUUUACUUACACAGUUGCCAUGGCAACCAUAUUCUUUCAUGAUGUUAUAUUGAAAGAUUAUCAUUAAUACUAUAUCUUUUUAAGGAUGUUUUUAUCUGCUUUAUUUUUGAAUUCACCAGAGAUGUAGAUGACUAUAUAGUUAUCUAAGUCUCUGAAUUCAUUUAUUGUAAGUUGCUUUAGUACCAUAGCUGUAAUUUAAAGAAUAGAAAAUAUUAGGAUAAGGAUGUUCUUAGUUUUUAGGAUAGGAAAUUGUUCUGUAGUUCUCUUUGUUGUCACAUUUUGGCAAUAACAUAUCCCACACAGAAAAUGUUUCCAUCUAGUUUAAUAAUUCACAUGUGAUAAAUAGAUAUUUUUCAAUAUUGCACAUAUUGCUGGUUGAUAUCAUUAUAUAUUACACAAGUAAAAAGUACUAAGUGUUAAUUAUUUCGAACACCAAAAUUAUUACAGGCAUGUAAAAAUAAUACUUAAAUGUUGUUCGUUAAGUACUCCUAUACCACUGUAUAGAAAUAUCAACAUUACUGUUAUGAAUUGACUCUAAGUUAUAUUAUUGAUCAAAUGAUUACAUGAUAUUUUAUAAUUUUCAGUUUUUGUAUCAGUCAUGAGAUUUUAAGCCUGAAUAGUCUGAUUAGUAACAUUAGACAUGUGACAUGUUUUACUGCACACCAGAUGUAUUGUCUGUAUAUUGAUCUUAUCAUCAUUUAUUUACCCACCAUUGGCUACAACUCUAACGGCUUAAUAAAAUUAAAACAAUAUUGUAAUUGGUGUAUGCAUUUAUAACUUGUAGUCAAGAAAAUGUGUAAACUAAUGAAAAUGUUACUUUACACGAAUCAGUUUAGUUGGUGUAUACUAAUGAAUUUUAUGUUCAUAAUAUGUAGUCAAGAAAAUGUGUAAACUAAUGAUAAAUUUACUUUACACAAACCAGUAAUAAAGAAAUCAUAAGUGGCUUUGUUAAUGAAACAUUGUGUAACAUUCAAAUGUGAUAUAAAAUUAUAUAUUUAAAAACGUUUAGUCAUACAGUGUAGAUGUUUGGACUUCAUUUGUAGGUUUUCAUAACAAGAAUAAUGUUAGAUGCAGACAUAGUAAUAGUUUACCGUCGGAGAAGUGUCAGAUAUAUAUGUGACAUAUAAUGCUAUUGGUUGUGACAGUUGACGUAAUAUAACUCUACAUUGAUCUUUCUAUGCUGUUAUAUAUGUUACACUCUAUUUUACACGUGUGUGUUCUAUCUCUUGUUGUUAAUGCAUUCAUAGACAAUGUUAAUAAAAAUGAUAUUUAGCUGA
Messenger RNA from Ruditapes philippinarum (Manila clam), 7570 nucleotides. RefSeq names its product dystrobrevin beta-like. The record is from RefSeq and is a predicted model, not a curated record. Gene Ontology annotation, molecular function: zinc ion binding. The transcript has 20 exons. Gene Ontology annotation, biological process: synaptic signaling. NCBI's taxonomy places the organism in Eukaryota, Metazoa, Mollusca, Bivalvia, Venerida, Veneridae. Gene Ontology annotation, cellular component: plasma membrane; synapse. The coding region runs from base 233 to 2935 and encodes 900 amino acids.